Aspergillus pseudotamarii is the source of this 2790-nucleotide messenger RNA. RefSeq lists its product as uncharacterized. The coding region runs from base 1 to 2790 and encodes 929 amino acids. The record is from RefSeq and is a predicted model, not a curated record. The transcript has a single exon. Lineage: Eukaryota; Fungi; Ascomycota; Eurotiomycetes; Eurotiales; Aspergillaceae.
AUGUACCAGAAAUCAAUCGCUCUGGUUCUCUUGCUAGUACAGCAUGGUGUCGGUUUGCCGGCACCUGACGGGUAUUCAGGUGUCACCAAUAACGGCGCUUAUGAUGUCUCCGAUGCAUCUCUAAAUGUCAACGUCGGUGGCAGCAUUGCCCGCCCGGCUCAAAAUGCGAUGGAACCCCCAAAUAUGGCUGCGAAUGGUGCUGCUCCAAACUACCAGGCGAAUCGACAGGGCCUAGCUUACGGGAAUACUAUCGAUACUAUGGGCCCUCAACAGGUCAUAACAUCAACAAUAGUGAUAACAUGGACCAAGGCUGGGGCUAGUUAUCCAACAAUGGCCCCAAACGGUGCUCAAGUUGGCACAAAUGGAUUUAUCGCUGCAAGUCCACCACAGGGACCCACAGUGGAGGCUUUUUCCGCAUCUAGUGCCCCUCUCAUCCCUACUAAUAACCACUACGAAGAUGCGAGUAUAUCAAGCUCCGGGUAUUCGACCUCGGGCUCCGCACAGGUUAAUCUAGUACCCGAGCCCUCAUCCCACGCAUCAGUUAUUGGAGAUCCUGCCCCACAGCCCGCACCGAGCACCUUUCCUCCCGACUCAGCUCCUUCGUCAAACGCCGCAGACGAGUCGUCCGACACCACGACAGACGACGACUUGAUUCCUCCUAUAACAAGGGCACCGCGCCUGCCAACAUUCACGGACGUACCACCCCGAUUCUCCACCAUAAGAAUUGAGUCUAUGGCAUCGAAAAAUGGCCUUCUACAAACCGCCCUAAAUGGCAUCCAGACCAUUCUCCCUGUGAUUGACGGACUGGGCUUGCUCGGGAUUGAGAGCGAGGGGACAUAUCUCAACUUGCCCGGCUUGCUUGAGGCGAUUGAUAUUCCCUGUCUUUUCCGCUGCAAUACUCCCCCUGCACCUGCAAGCCCUCAGCCGGGAGCAGUUCCUCAGGCCCCGGCCCCGGUACAAGCUCCACCAGUAGCGGUUCCACCAGCCGGUGGUGUUCCGGCCGGUGCUGGUGUAGUAGGGAGUGGUGCCGAAGCCGGUGCUGGUGCCGUUGGUGGUGGCCUUGUGGGUGGUGUUGCUGGUAGCGUUCCAGCCGCUGGUGGUGUAUUGGCUGGUGGUGCCGAAGCCGCUGGUAGCGCAUUGGGUAGUGGUGCUGAAGCUAUUGGUGGUUCAGUACUUCGUGCACCAGCUGAAGUUCCCCCAGUCCAAGUUCCACCAGCACAGGUAGGUGCCGUCCAAGCGCCUGAAGUUGCUGGUGGCCCGGCCAAUAAUCCUCUCUUGGGCUCUCCCGGCAGGAACCUUCUGAAAGGGUUAGAAGAUGGCAUCCAAAAUGGUUAUGAUCAGUCAGGUGGAUCGCCCGGCAUAAAUAAUGCACCCCAAUCUCUAGAUGGGCAGACUAAUGACGUGUUGAGCAAUGUGGGUCCACAGUCUGGAUCCGACUCUGCAGCGAACGCUCCAGUCAAUGGAAUGGAAAACAGUAAUUCCAAUGACAUGAUUGCCCCCCUGGCUGCGUCGAGUUCCGCUUCUCCACAGCCUGUUCAAAGUGGAUUAGAUAGCAGUACUGGAAACAUUAUGUACCCACCUCCUAUGCCGCCUACCCCCCCUCAAGCAAGCCAUGUCCAAGAUGGAUUACAGAGAGGUAUUAAUGACAAUAUAGCCUCAGCUGGAGGUCUAAACAAUGGGUACGGUAACAAUAUGGCUCCUCCAGAAGGCAGUAUAGCACCAAGCACUCCCCAGGCUAGUCCGCUCCAAAAUGGCCUUUUUACGGGGAUGGGGAAUAAUAUGCGACCGGCUGGCAACAUGGGGCAAGUUAUGCCUCCAUUAGCCCCUCCUGCGGCUGCGACAAUGAAUGGCUUCCUCAGUGGCGUCCAGGGGUCCCCAGCGUCGGUGCAAACGAUUCAACCAGAUGUGCCACACGGAGUGCCGAUGGGUGUGCCAGUGCAAAUGAACUCCGCCGCUAAUGGCCCGUUGAUCAACGCAGGAGCAUCCCCCAUAUACCGCGGGUCCAGCAGUAUGCCACUAUUCCCAAUACCAACGAUGGUAACAUCACCAAGCCUGAGUCCUUCAGUUACGCCUGGACCCUCGCCGACACCGACGCCGACACCAACACCCACCGCAGCAUCGACUAGUGAGCCUCCACCCGUUACCACGACGCAAUUCAAUGGUGAAGUCGUAUCCUGCGCCUCAGGAAAGUACCCCGACGAUGACCAUGAAGCAACCCCGGAGUGCGCUGGAGAAACCAAGGUGAUCUCCACUGUGGAAUCCAUCGCCUCUGCCUAUGCGGCCUCGGUGUCUGCCGAGGCAUCUGCUGCUGCAUCCAAGUCGGCUGCCGAGGCCGCAGAGGCCUCCUGGACUUCCGCCGCUGCAAAGCCAUCCGCCUCCUGUGACAUACUGGAUGACAAUGGACUUAACAAGGUUGUGUUCAGAAUUGCUGGUAUCAAUGGUUGGACUGAUGGGCAGUCAUUCUCGAAUGUACUGAAGAAGAGAUGCCACAAGAACAAUUUUUUCAUAAGUUUCCACAUCACUCAUUACUUGUUCUACGCCCAUGAAAAGUCAGAAUUUCAGGGCAGGCAGCGAGACACUGAGAAGGUUACGUUCACGAUGUCGGGCUUCAAGAACGGUUGUGUUGAGGAUGCGAUUGAGGAGGCCGGUGGACCAAAACAUGGUAAAGGUGAAGGUGAGCUUACAUGCCAACAUAAAAAGGAGGACAAGUUACCAUCGGAGAAUACCAAGGAUGCAAAGGAGGCGGGAGAGAACGUUGAAGAUCUUGUCUUUAUACCUUCGACAACUUAG